CACACCGGAAUUCUCCUUUAAUAUAUGAUGAUCCUCCUGUCCUAAUGUUGUCUGUGGGAGAGGAAGUGUGUAUGUGUGUGUGUGAGAGUGUGUGUGUGUGUGUGUGAGAGAGAGAGAGACAGAGAGAGAAAAAUACAAAUCAUGAACUUCUUAAGAUAGUGGCAUAUGUUGGUUGCAGGAAAAAAGUGUGUUUGUGUGUGUGUGUGUGUGUGAGAGAGAGAGAGAGAUAAAAAUCAUGAACUCCCUAAGAUAGUGGCAUAUGUUGGUUUCAGGGAAAAGUGUGUGUGACACUUCACACUUGUUUUAUCAUCCGUGUGAGUGAUUCAAGUCAAACCUAUGAUCUUGUUGUUGGCCCUUGAGCUUUUGGAACUAUUGAUUUUCUAGAUGAUCCCUUUCUAAUUGAGUCCCGUCUUAACAGGUUUACAAAGUUAAAGCGUGGAGAUGCAUACCAGCCAGAUGAAGAACAGGAUCCUGGGCCUGAUGAUGUUCAACGUCCUCCUCUUCAUCCUGGUGGACAUAUCCAUGAAGUACAGCCACGGCAGGGACCAGAACAGUAAGGUUCGAUUCCCGUCGACGCGCUUCUGGAAGAAGCUCACGGUCAGUGAGGCCUUCUGGAACCGUCGGCAGCAGCUGCUCGACCACAUACACAACCCGCUCUUCGCGUCGGCAAUCGCCGCGGGCAACGACACGCUCAUGGACGCCGCCACCAUCCCAGCGGGGAUACUCGCCUGGAUAAACGACACGAGUCCCGAAGACCCCUGCGCACCUGACCACAGCGUGGCGUCGAGAGUGAAGGACUACGAUCAGCUGCCGCAGCGCUUUAAGGACUUCCUGCGGUACAUGCGGUGCCGGUCCUACCCCAUGGUGCUGAACGUGCCGGACCUUUGCCAGGAGCCCCCGUUCCUGCUCCUGGCGGUGAAGUCCCUGUCGCCCCACUUCGACCGGCGCCAGGCAAUCCGCCAGUCCUGGGGCCGCGCGGGCACGUUCGCGGGGCAUAAGGUCGUCACGGUGUUUCUCCUCGGCAACGCCGCGUCGACGGAUCACUUCCCGGACCUGUCGGGGAUGGUGCAGCAUGAGUCGGCGCUCCACGGCGACAUCCUCCAGUGGAACUACCGUGACACCUUCUUCAACCUGACCGUCAAGGAGGUUCUCUUCCUGGAGUGGCUCCACCACAGCUGCCCCGGCGUCAGCUACGUCUUCAAAGGCGACGACGACGUCUUCGUCAACACACACCGCAUCCUGAACUACCUGGGCGGGCUCCGGCGCUCCAAGUCCCGGGACCUCUUCAUCGGCGACGUGAUCACGGGUGCCGGUCCGCACCGCAACAAGAAGCUAAAGUACUACAUCCCCGAGAGCGUCUUCCAGGGCAACUACCCACCGUACGCUGGCGGAGGGGGAUACAUCUACUCGGGCGACGUGGCUAUGCGGCUCUACAACGCCUCGCAGAAAGUCUCGUUGUACCCCAUCGACGACGUCUACACGGGCAUGUGCCUUCAGAAAAUCGGCCUGCUGCCAGAGAAGCACAAGGACUUCAAGACAUUUAACAUUGAUGAGAAGUACCGGGACAAUGCUUGCAUCUACAGCGCUCUCAUGCUUGUCCACAGUCGGACUCCACAGGAAGUUAUCCAAAUCUGGUCCUGGUUACAGGACCCUGGCCUGAGAUGUCAGGCUGUGACAAAGGUUGUUGGAUAAGACUUGCUAACAACUUUUUUAGUCUUUUAAGUUUGCUGGCAGAACCCACCCCCCCCCCCCCAAAAAAAAUAAAAAAAAUAAACCAAAGUAAACUCUUUCAAAAACUAUAAACUUCUGAUGAUAUUGAUGUGUUUGUCAGUGAUUGCAUGGCAUAGCAGAGGAAAAACAACUGUGAUCUGGACUCUAAAAUAUAUGUUGUUAGGGUACGUUCAGACUUAGCAUCUUUUUCUGACAAAAGAAGUUAUGCAGACCGCUUUUUCAGUUUGAAAAAAAAAAUCUGCCAGCGGUCUUGUUCCAAAAAGCAGCCGGAAGCGUCUUUUUGCGAUAGACAAAGUGACUAACGUUUAGCCAAGAAAUCUAGACGCGCCCCUAGCGGCAGCGAAUUACAUUUGCUGCCAGGGCUAGUCUAGCAACUCUCCGUUGGCUUGUGAGCUCCAUAAAUCGAAACUUAAUCAGGCCAAUGAAA
Alosa sapidissima (American shad) is the source of this 2158-nucleotide messenger RNA. RefSeq names its product N-acetyllactosaminide beta-1,3-N-acetylglucosaminyltransferase 2-like. The coding region runs from base 442 to 1692 and encodes 416 amino acids. NCBI's taxonomy places the organism in Eukaryota, Metazoa, Chordata, Actinopteri, Clupeiformes, Clupeidae. The transcript has a single exon. Gene Ontology annotation, molecular function: hexosyltransferase activity. The record is from RefSeq and is a predicted model, not a curated record. Gene Ontology annotation, cellular component: membrane.